AUGGGGAAUACUGACUCCAAAUCCAGUUCGAUCCUACUGAACCAUUGCAUCGCUCUGGUUCGACCGGAGGACGCGGAUGCGUCCUCGCCUUCACCUACGUCCUCGCCCCCGCCCUCCCUUUCAGCUAGUGCUGACCCGUUGAGCUUAAACCUGUCAAUCUUCAAACUAGAAGCUGGGCCUGAAAUUGAAGCGCUGUUUGGCGACAACCCGGACGUCCCGCUGGACACCGUCUUCAACGAUUUUUACUUGGACUUCAUAUCAGUGGAUGUGCAGGACUUCAGCAUUAACUCUAGUUUCAAAAAAAUCCUGCACAUUAUCGCUAAUUUGAACCCACCUAAUUUCAACAACUUGAUUGUCUUCCUUUCGCUUUACAUUAUUCUCUCCGCAAACUCCUUUCCCGCUUCCCGUACGGGACUUCCUUCUUCGCGGCUUAUCAACGCCAUAAAGACCCUCUCUAUCCUCAUACCCAUUUAUUUUGACCGGAUCAAGUCUAGCACGCAGGACCAUUACGAUAUUUUUUGGGCUACGCAACAUGAAAUUGAGGGUCUUCCCUUGCAAAACAUCCCAUUGGGAGAAAGACUACUGCUGGCGAUCUUGAAACUGGCUUUCCAAGAGAAUUUCACCACUGCAGUGACCGCCCACCCAAGCGAAUUGUGGGAAAUCGGCAUCUUGACCAAUUCCAACAAAUACCACUCGCUACUGAACAUACAUCAUCAGUGGCACCUUUUCGCCAACAGGUUGCUUCUUUUACGUCUGUUGUCAGCUUUAUUUUCUUCCGACUUGUACACGAGCGGCAAUAAACAGGACAUAAACAUGUUUCUUGUCUACUGGUGCACUCAAAUGCCCAAGGACAAAACCAUUCAGUUCGCUUCCUCGCUAUUGAAUUGCACAAUGCGGUUCGUACUCAACAACAACAAAGAUUUCCAGAGCUUAAAGACCAAUUUUUUCAGCUCCGACGCCACUGCAAAUAAUUGGCAGACGCUUUAUUUCCAAUUCGUCCAAUCUUGCCUGCACGUCUUGAAUCUUUCCAUGUCGUAUAAGGCUCAAGACAACGUCAUCACCAUUUUCCUCACUCAAUUGCAGCGAGAGUACGAUUUGAAAUUAAUUCUGUCCAGUUUCAUCAAAAUCUUCAAAUAUCCCAUCGAUCUCGCCAUAGAACAAGAAUCGAACAUUUUCAACUUCACGAACAAUAAACCCGUUGAUGCCAGUAGAAGGAGAGCAGUGUCGACGAGCGCCCACGAUAGCAGUACGUCUCCACAUGCUUCAUUGCCCAAUUCUUCUUCGGCGGCAUAUCAUACCAAGUCGCAAACAAAGGCACAAUUGCCAGACAUUCAUCCUUUGUUGAUACCUAUGACUAUCCUCAUGACAAACUUGAUUGAUUGCAAUAAGUGCUUUCAAAAUUAUUUUGCAGACAAGUUUGCAAAUAGAUUCAUCAUUUUUUCCAUUUAUUACUUGAAGUAUUAUGAUUAUUCAUCUUUAUCGUCGUCUUCAUCGACAAUACGCUCAAAUUCUUCUACCACGAGCAAUGGCGCAUCUAAAGAUACGAGUGACGAGCGUUCUAUUGUGGAGCUGAACGAAAAUAGCGUUUCUCAAAUCUUGUUACCUUUACUCGAUCAUCUUCUGUUGAUUUUGACUUCCAAAAAGCUUGUUCUCUUCAAGAUGUUACAGACUUUCAACCUUAAUUACUAUACAAAUAAUCUGCCAAACUUUUACAAACUCUCCAACAUCAACGGCGAUAUUAAUAAUUUAACAUUCAGAGAUUUCACAAUCAUACAGUUAUCAAAUUUGAUCUUGGACAACAUUAAAUUGAAUCUACAACCAAAUCCAAUUUUUUAUGAACUGAUUUACAAUCUGUUGCCGAUUAAUGACGAAAUUUUGACCAGUUCUCAUAAAAAUGAUGAUUCGCAUGACGAUUUGAUUCUCUUAUCAGCAAAGAAGAAAUCUGCAUCACCAAGUGCUACCGCCUCUAGUCAUACAUCUUCGUCCAAACUAUCCUACAAUGCUGCAAUGUCCCUACUUUACGUUCUUUCCAAGUCAUCAAAUAAGGUUUAUUUGACCACUUACGCAACUCCUGUGUUCAAGACAAAAGACAUACCGUAUAUGAUAUCACCAGGUUUCAAAAUGGAUUUAUUGUCGUUAUUAUUAAGAUCAAUCACAAUCUUUUUCACCUUGUAUUUUGACGAUGCAGAAAACCUGCUAUUUGCCAUGGUAAGACAUCAGUCCAUAACUCACCAAAUAAAUGACUCUAUAAAUUCCAUUUCCAAGGCUUUAGACAUGAAUCCAAACUUAAAUUCCAAUGUCAUGAACCUGAAACAAAUGGGAUUCAAUAGGAAAGUUCAAUGGAAGGAUUUUUAUCAAUUUGAAGAAAUAACAGACCUGCCUCAAGUUAAUCUAUAUUCUUCUGCGAACCAACAACAUCAGAACCAGCAACAAGGUCAAAAUGAAAACCGGGGCCAAAAUCAAAAUGAGGAUCAAGGUCAAGAUAAUGAAUCGCCAAUUCCUUAUUUGCUUUUCAACCCUGCGUCAUUGGAAAAUGAAACAUCGGGGACAGUUAAACAUAUUUCAAGUAUGAAUCAUGAUAAGAACUAUCAAGUCAUUGCAUUUAUUGAUUUCAAGUCAGAUUCUAAUCUGAAUUUGCAACAUCAAUUGGAAUAUUGGCCACAUAGACCUCAAUGGCCUACACAAUUAACAUUUACCCACAAAUGUAAAAACCCCAAGUAUGAAAACUUUAGCGAAGUUUGGUCAGGUACUGUUUAUUUACAGAUUCUUUUGCGUGUUAUUAAACAAAUUUUGUCGAAAGUUCCUGAAAUUCCGAGGAUCAAAUCGGUGCAAUAUUUCGAAACUUUAUCGAAACUAUCGGCUCUUAGAUCUGAUAUAUUAGCUAUAAUUCAUCCUCGGUUACCACUGGAUGUUCGACGAUUAACAACUUUCCAGCCUUUGUCAAUGCACACCGAUGAUAAAUUGUUAAUGUGGAUCCAUAUCGCCACAUGGGCAAAUAUAUUCACACAGACGUCAUUUAAAUAUGAGGAAACCUCCUCGCGUGAAUUGAGACAAUUCGAAUCGCUUUUGGAUGUUAGUAUUGACGAAUGUGACGGUAAUGAUGUUACAAAGCCAACAACAGAUCGUUUGGGAUACAUACGAAGAUCAAGAGGUCAGUCUUCAGUAAGUUUAGAGAGAACAAUAAGCGCUGGUUCAGGUGUAAGCACCCCAACAAUGGCAUUAAAUAGAACAAAAAGUAAUGGAAGCGGCAAUUUAAUGAAUUAUUUUUUUCAGAACACAGCACAAAAUCACUUCCAGCAUUUAAGAUCGUCUUCGUCUUCAUCCUCAAUUACUUUGGAGAAGACUAUUUCUAAUAGUUCUUCAAUAAGAACAAGGCCAAAUUCUCAUCAUGUUGCUUCUGAAACUAAUAAUAACAAUAAUUCCGCUAACAAUAAUAGUAACAACAGUAGCAACGGUGGAUUUUCGUUUUUCAAAUGGAAAUGGGGUGGGAAUAACAGCAGUGGUAACAGUAAUGACACUAAUGCUGGUCAAAGAGAUGAAAAUAAUGGUGCGUCAACCAUUACUGAUGAUUUGAAUAGUUAUAUGUUUGAAGAAGAAAUAAGUCCUGGCGUGGUCAACAAUAUAAUCGAGAAUAACAUUUGGGUUGGAACCAAUAUUCGACUAUUUAAGAUCGCAAACUUUAGAAAGGAAUCUUUUUCAUUCCUGGAAAUGACAUCCUCUUUUUUCAAGAAAUUCAAGUUCAUUAAUAGCGAUAAUGACAACUAUAAUAAUAACGAAUUUGAUGAUAAUGCACAGUUAAGAUAUACCUCUAGAGGGUUGUAUAGAUAG
This is a messenger RNA of Saccharomyces paradoxus, 3828 nucleotides long. It is a transcript of the gene ECM30, whose product is annotated as Ecm30p. The record is from RefSeq and is a predicted model, not a curated record. The transcript has a single exon. Gene Ontology annotation, cellular component: membrane; Golgi medial cisterna; Golgi trans cisterna. Lineage: Eukaryota; Fungi; Ascomycota; Saccharomycetes; Saccharomycetales; Saccharomycetaceae. Bases 1 to 3828 code for a protein of 1275 amino acids.